UUCACUCCCGGGUCUUCCUGGGUAACGGGUCACUUUGGAGGAAGACAGCUCAAAAGGAGGCACUAUGACGGGCAGCAUCGCGGGAAUCGAGAGGUUUGACAGUCCGGGUAAAGGGCGAGGUCUCCGCGUUACUAAGCCCUUUAAAACUGGAGAGCUGUUGUUUUCCACUCCUGCGCACUCUUAUGUUCUGUCAGUAAAGGAGAGAGGCUGCUACUGUGAGUUCUGCUUCACCAGGAAAGAAGGCCUGGCAAGAUGUGGGAAAUGCAAGAAAGCCUUCUACUGCAAUGCCAAAUGCCAGAAAGGGGACUGGGCAAUGCACAAACUGGAGUGCUCUGCCUUAACUGCUUUUGGAGAGAACUGGUGCCCGUCAGAAAUAUCCCGCCUCGUGGCCCGGAUCCUCGCCAAGAAGAAAACGCAGAAAGAAAGAUGUGCUUCGGAGAAGAUGUUGCUCAUAGAAGAGAUACAAUCACAUGAGGAGGACGUAGAUAACGAGAAAAGAGAGAUGAACGAGUCCGACAUUGCCGGACUGCAUCGAUUUUUUACCAAACAUUUAGAGUUGCCCAACCAUAAAGACCUCGUCACACUUUUCUCUCAGGUGUCCUGUAAUGGUUUCACCAUAGAAGAUGAUGAACUGUCCCACAUGGGUACUGCAGUCUACCCAGAUGUGGCAUUGAUAAACCACAGCUGUCUUCCCAGCGUCAUAGUCACAUACAACGGGACGUCGGCUGAGAUUCGGGCGGUGAAGAACAUGCAGCCUGGAGAUGAAGUGCUCAUCAGCUACAUCGACCUGCUCUAUCCAACAGACGACCGCAACAACAGGCUGAGAGAGUCUUACUACUUCUCCUGUGACUGCCAGGAAUGUAAGACAAAGUCCAAGGACAAGGCAAAGUUAAAAGCACGUAAGCGCAGUGACCCCAUAGAGCCAGAGGUCAUCAGCAGCAUGGUGCGCUACGCCAGGAAAACCAUCAGAGAGUUCCGGGCUUUCAAACAGAUAAAGACCCCUAGUGAGUUGCUGGAGAUGUGUGAGCAGAGCCUGGACGAGAUGGGAGCUGUCUUUGAUGACGCCAAUGUUUACAUGCUUCACAUGAUGUACCAGGCCAUGGGGGUCUGUCUUUACAUGGAAGAUCCCGAGGGGGCCAUCAGAUACGGCGAGAAGAUCCUCAAACACUACUGCAAGCUGUAUCCACCCUACUCUUUAAAUGUGUCCUCCAUGUACCUGAAGUUGGGCAGACUGUACAUGGGCAUGGAGAGGUACUCAGUGGGAGUCACUGCUCUCAAGAAGGCAAUGGCCAUAAUGGAGGUGGCUCAUGGGAAGAAUCACUCUUACUUGACAGAGCUGCGCAAAGAAAUUACCAAAAGAUGACCAAAAAAGAAUGGAAUCAAUACAGAACUUUACAGAACUGAAGGCCCUUUCUGAUCUCUUUGGACCUGAAGGAAAGAUACUAGCGUUCAUGUUUUUAUGCAAAGUUUCAAGCAAUAAAAAUAUGUUGGGACUUUUGGAUUUUUUCCGUCAGAGAAUGUAUGUAAGAACUUUUAUGUUUUUUGAAUCCAGGAUCAUUUUUGCUUUUUCAGCACUAAAUCUAAAUCUGCUUUUUACUCAUGUUGCUCUGAGCCAAUACAUUUCUACGAUACUGUGAGAGACCCUCUUCAACGCGUACAUUAGCAAAAUAAAGGGAAUGAUUGAAGCAUUCCAGAAUAAAUUCCUUUGUGGCCAAAGUCUUAAAGAAAAUAAGGCUUUAUUGCAUAAUAAGCAAGUACGACAGGUUCAUACAUGUCUGGGGAGAGAAAAACAAAAGACUUUAUGCACUGAAAACGCAUAUACAAAACAUAUGUACACAUACUUUGAAACGUAUUUGGGAGUUCUGCCACAAAGAAAAAUGAAGGGGAAAAAUUAAAUAUAAACAAACAGUGGAAUGCCGUGUGAGAAAAUACUGUCACAAAGAGAACAGAAGUGCAAAGAAACACUUAUAUGUCAAGAGAGCAUAAAGCUUAUACUUAUUUGAGAAUAUAUACAUUGAAAUAUAAAAAUGCAUGCAUAGUUUAUUAUGUUGCGGUAUUUUUAGGGUACCAAGUCAAAAGAAGAAACUAUAUAAAACAUUUGUAGAAAUCUUUUCUCACAUGCCCAUUAUUUACAAAGUUAAUCUGGACAUGGCUGGCUUUGCAUCACGAUUCAGAAGAAUAAAAAAGAAGAUUGAAUGUGAAAGAAGUGAAGUUUUAUAAACAGGAACCAGGAACAUAGCAUCAAAGUCAUCUUAUAGGCUUGGAUCAGAUUUGUAUUAAAGGCCAUUGUUUUUUAGUCACUUGUGUCAUGCGUCCUUUCAAAACCAAACCACCUCAUACUGCCAAAUCUUUACCUCAGAGGUAGGCAAACGAUUUGAAAUGUUGUAACAAACACAAAUUAUUAAAUACCGAUUUUAAGAUUUAAUCUUUGGAGGUAAAAAAAAGGAUUUCACUUUUGAAAACACAUCCAGGACCCUAAAACAAGGAAACGUCUUCUCCUUGUUUCAAUAAGGCACAAUAACACAGCGUGUACAGUGUUUGCUGUAUCAGAAACAAUUCUCUAUUUACUGCGAGUGCCAUGAUAUCUAUAAAUGUUCUCCAUUUAUUUGGACAAAUACUUUUUAGACUUUUGAAAUGCUUCUCAGUGGGAAAAGUGACAAAACACAGUGGAUCACAGGGAGCUGUGA
Molecule: messenger RNA, 2687 nt
Organism: Notothenia coriiceps (black rockcod)
Lineage: Eukaryota; Metazoa; Chordata; Actinopteri; Perciformes; Nototheniidae
Product: N-lysine methyltransferase SMYD2
Exons: 12
Coding region: 65-1363 (432 amino acids)
Cellular component (GO): nucleus
Molecular function (GO): protein binding
Source: RefSeq, a predicted model, not a curated record